AUGGAAGCUACUGCUGAUGUUCCCGCUCCAGAAUUUUUCAACAACUAUCCUUUGAAGGGCACUAAGUUUGACUUCGAUAGAAAUUUAAUUGGUUAUGGUGAAGAAUCUCUAGAUCCAAAAUGGCCAAAUAAAUCAAGAAUCGCUGUCUCCUUUGUCGUUAACUAUGAAGAAGGCGCUGAAAGAUCGUUAAAACUUGGUGAUGAUAUUACGGAAUCCAGUUUGUUUACUGGCUUAUCAGGUUCUGCUCGAACUUACAGAGCAUUUGAAGUGGAAAGUGAGUAUGACUACGGCUCAAGGGCUGGCGUUUGGAGAAUCAUGAGAUUAUUCAAGAAACACAAUAUGCCGAUGACCAUUUGGGCUGUUGGUCACGCUUUCCAACAGAAUCAGAAAUUAGUCGAUGCUAUGGUUAGAGACGGCCACGAAAUUGCUAGCCAUGCAUAUAGAUGGAUCCCUUAUUCUGAAACUACACCUGAAGUUGAAAAAGCAUACAUUAAGAAGCAACUUGCAACUUUGAAAGAAACUGCUGGAUAUUAUCCUGCUGGUUGGUAUUAUGGACGUCAAUCUACAUACUCAUUAGCAUUAUUGUAUGAGGCCUACAAAGAAAUGAAUGUUAACUUGAACUACGUCAGCGAUGCCUACAGCGAUGAUGUACCAUAUUGGAUGGAUGUUCCAGCUGAAAAAGAGUUACCAGCAGAGAAAAGAGGAGGAAUGUUAAUGGUCCCUUACUCUUUAGACUGUAAUGAUUACAGAUUUUUGAGUCCAAACGGUUUCAGAUCCUCCAGAGCAUUCUUUGAGCAUUUAAAGAAUGCAUUCGAUGUUCUAUAUGAAGAAGGCGGGAAGAUGAUGACAGUUGCUCUACACUGUAGAAUAAUGGGUAAGCCUGCUUAUUAUAAAGCGUUGCAGGAUUUUGUCGAGUAUAUUGCAACUAAGGAAAACGUUUGGGUUCCCACCAGAAAUGAAAUUGCAAACCACUUCAGAGAGAACUUCCCUUAUUCUAGUACUAAAACGUCUUGA
This is a messenger RNA of Priceomyces carsonii, 1014 nucleotides long. RefSeq lists its product as uncharacterized. The record is from RefSeq and is a predicted model, not a curated record. NCBI's taxonomy places the organism in Eukaryota, Fungi, Ascomycota, Pichiomycetes, Serinales, Debaryomycetaceae. Gene Ontology annotation, molecular function: hydrolase activity, acting on carbon-nitrogen (but not peptide) bonds. The coding region runs from base 1 to 1014 and encodes 337 amino acids. The transcript has a single exon. Gene Ontology annotation, biological process: carbohydrate metabolic process.